AUGGUGCUCUUCAAAAAGAAAUAUAGUGAUAUGUUCAUGGAACAUGAAACUGAUGAUAAAUUCGCUCCUAAGAUAGGGUUUAAUCACCAGACUGAAAUUCCAUUGAAUCUUUCUGAUUCAGAAGAAGACGUGUAUGAUACACCCGUCUCUUCUGCAAUUUGCUUUCCCGUCACAGCCUCGUGGAGUGAUGCUGAUGCAGAAUCUUUAGUACUUGCUUUGUUUCUCUUUGAUAAGAAUUUUACUCAAAUAAAUAAAUUCUUAGAGAACAAAGGGAUGGAGGAAAUUAUCUCAUUUUAUUAUGGAAGGUUUUACAAAACCGAUGGAUAUCGUAGAUGGUCCGAGUGCAGAAACUUGAAAGGGAGGAAAUGUAUCAUAUCCAAGAAACUUUCUACCAAAAUGAGGCAAAAUGACCUACUGUCUCGUUUGAUUCUUCAUGUCUCUAAAGAAUCCCGACAUACUUUGUUACAGGUUUCUAAGUCUUAUGUGGAAGGCAAAACUUGUCUUGAAGAAUACAUAUCUUCUAUCAGUUCUAUUGUUGGACUUGGCGUUUUUGCACAAGCACUAGGUAUUGGAAAGGAGAACGGUGUCCUUACUCGGUCUGAUUUGGAAACUACGAAGAACAGUUGUGGAGAGGUUUCAGCACCAGCUUGCAAAUCUUUGUCUUCUCUUGGACCGGAUGAUAUAAUACAAUCUUUGAUGGGAGGAAUUCAGCUGAGCAAAACCAGAAGUAAUGAACUAUUCUGGGAAGCUAUUUGGCCCCGCUUACUCGCAAGAGGUUGGCACUCUGAGCAAACAAAGAAUCAAGAUUAUCUGUUUUUUCUUACUCCCGGUGUUAAGAAGUUUUCGAGGAGAAAACAUGUGAAAGGGAAACAUUACUUUGAUUCUGUUAAGGAUGUCUUGAGCAAAGUAGUAGCUGAACCAAAUAUAAUUGUGCUUGAAGAAGAAGUUAAAGAAGGAGGAUCAAAUGAAGAUGAUUUCUCAGACGAUGAUGAUCAUCAUAAAUGUUACAUUAAAGAUCACACAAGUUUGGUGCAUGGCAGAAAGCCAUCUGAUUUAAGGGAAUUGAAAUAUGUUGGGAAUAGAGUGCAUACAGUUGAGGCAGAUGUUGAUGGUAAAAUAUAUAAAGGGCACAAAUAUACUAAGAGAGUACACCAUAGCAAGGAUAUGUAUGAAAGAAAACUAUUGAAGGUGAAAGAAAAUAGAUAUCCGCCCUUGGAAUUGGAAGAUGCUACAAUGACCAUAAAGCAUGAGUUGAAUUGGAGAGUAGGAUUAGGUGAUUCUAAUGAAGCAGCUGUUCCUACUAAAAGGAGGAGACUGACUGGUUGUGCCAAAGCAGAGAAUAGCCGCUUCAUUGAGAAUUCAUCAGGAGGUUUGAGAUCAGAUAAAGUAGGAUUCUCUCAGUCCUCUAGCUUUCUAGAUGCUAACCGAAAUGUUUGCGAUCCAGUUAGCCAUCAGCAGAAUGGAAGUUCAACAAUCCUGAGGUUCCAUCGAAGCAGUCACAAUGACAGUUUUCAAUGCAUGAGUGUUUCUUGUGUUUUCAGCAUACCUCAGGUUCCAUUGAAGUCUCAAAAUAGUAAAACGAUGGGAACGACGGAGGAAGGUGAGCAAGGCCUAAGAUCUGCUACUGAGGAAGUAAUUGAGGAGCCUUUGGAACUAAGAUCUGCUACUGAGGAAGAAAUUGAGGAGCCUUUGGAACAAUCAAGGAGGAGACAAAGCAGUAGAAACAGCAAAUUGUCUGUUAAAGCAAAUGAAUUCUGGCAUGCGCAAAAGAGGCAAAAGAAGAAUGACAUCAUUUUUAAUCCUUGCCGCAAGGCUCGGACAAGAGGCAAAACAAGGCCGCGUUGA
Lathyrus sativus (Indian pea) is the source of this 1845-nucleotide messenger RNA. The record is from the annotation of a GenBank genome assembly. Lineage: Eukaryota; Viridiplantae; Streptophyta; Magnoliopsida; Fabales; Fabaceae.